Messenger RNA from Mobula hypostoma (lesser devil ray), 1023 nucleotides. RefSeq lists its product as uncharacterized. Gene Ontology annotation, molecular function: peptide antigen binding. Lineage: Eukaryota; Metazoa; Chordata; Chondrichthyes; Myliobatiformes; Myliobatidae. The transcript is spliced from 6 exons. The record is from RefSeq and is a predicted model, not a curated record. The coding region runs from base 48 to 956 and encodes 302 amino acids.
ACUUCGACUCCUGGGAGUUGAGCGCAGCGCUAGCCGUCCGAGUCCAGAUGUUGGUGGAAGCUUUAUCUCUAUUCGUUACCGUUCAGAUGUUUCAUGUUUGCGUUGCAGAACCCACGCCUUUUCCUUCGAGUCCGGCUGCAGUGUCUGCACAUGUCGGUCAGACGGUUGAACUAUCCUGUGAACACACGCACCGGUUGGAGGUCGUGAGUAGCAUUCUCUGGUACAAACAGCGUGCGGCCGAACCCCCGGUAGCGAUCAAAGCCACGGACUGCCGAAACACCGGUUGCAGGAUGACUUACAAAAUAGGCUCCGGCGAUCGCACAUCAGUGCUGGAAAUCCGGGACGUCCGUGUGGAGGAUUCGGGUUUCUACUACUGUGCUGGAAGGGAUAGCUAUUCGCUGCUUGCGAAAGGACCCACACUCCUGGUUGGAGACAGCUCCACCAACCGGACCUACAUGCAGGUAUUUGUCCCGCCGUCUGAGAGGAACGGGUCGGUUCCCCUGGUGUGUCUGGUCGGCGGCCUUUCUUCCAUCCCGAUUGUCAUUCACUGGAACAUAUCCGGCCAGAUCAUGGAAGGAUGGAGCGAUCCCGGCACGCUUGAUCUUGACCAGAGCUACAGUGUUAGGAGUCAGGUGCUGGUCCCAGUGGAAACCUGGAGGAGCGGAGGAGUCUGUACCUGCAUCGCACAACUCGAGGGUGCGGGAAAGACGAGGACCAAAAGCGUGUCCCAUCACACAAUUGAACCAGAUCAAGGUUGGUGUCUUCCCACAUCGAUCCUGCUUGGCAUCCUUGUCUUCCCGGUUAUCCUCAUUGCUAUUUGGACUUUGAAAGGGCGGAGAUCAGGGACCCAUCGUCAAACGGCGACGCGUCAAGGACACAGUAGUGCAGCUCCGCCCCAAGCGCCGAUCAUUUAUGCCUCCCUCGAGUUCGCUGCAUCCUCCUCUGCCCGCAGAUGAGAAUCUGGUUGGGUUCUACGUCGGUGGAUUAUGAAGAAUUUGACCUAACCCGAGGUCACACUAAAAC